GAUGCCGGGAUGUUUACGGGCCCGGCAGGAGCGGCGGGGGGCGGAGAGGAGGUUGGGGCCGCAGCGGGCGUCCGAGCCGGCGGCCAGCAGCCCCGCUAGGCGCCUGCCGCGAGACGCGGCCUGGCUCCGGCUGCCGAGAAGCCGGAAGAGGUGAGGCCCGCCCCGCGCCCGGAGCAGGCGAAGGCAGCGGCGGGUUCCCGGCCUUAAAGGACACUUUUGCCUGAUAGAAUGGAUGAGCAGUCACAAGGCAUGCAGGGGCCCACAGCUCCGCCAUUUCAGCCACAGAAAGCCUUGCGACCUGACAUGGGCUAUAAUACACUUGCCAAUUUCCGAAUAGAGAAAAAGAUUGGCCGUGGCCAGUUCAGUGAAGUUUACAGAGCAACCUGCCUGUUGGAUGGGGUACCGGUAGCACUGAAGAAGGUUCAGAUAUUUGAUUUAAUGGAUGCCAAAGCCCGUGCUGACUGCAUCAAAGAAAUAGAUCUUCUAAAGCAACUGAAUCAUCCAAAUGUAAUUAAGUACUAUGCAUCAUUCAUUGAAGACAACGAACUGAACAUAGUGUUGGAAUUAGCUGAUGCUGGGGAUCUCUCAAGAAUGAUAAAGGUUUUCACUGAGUUCAUUUGCAAAACUUGCAGUGUCAGUGUUUGUGCUGUGCAGCAUUUUAAGAAACAGAAGAGGUUGAUUCCUGAAAGAACUGUCUGGAAGUACUUUGUCCAGCUUUGCAGUGCGUUGGAGCAUAUGCAUUCUCGUCGUGUUAUGCAUAGAGAUAUAAAGCCAGCUAAUGUGUUCAUUACAGCUACGGGAGUAGUAAAGCUUGGAGAUCUUGGGCUUGGCCGAUUUUUCAGUUCCAAAACCACAGCUGCUCAUUCUUUAGUUGGUACACCUUAUUAUAUGUCUCCGGAGAGAAUACAUGAAAAUGGUUACAACUUCAAAUCUGACAUCUGGUCUCUGGGCUGCCUGCUGUAUGAGAUGGCUGCACUGCAGAGUCCCUUUUAUGGUGAUAAAAUGAACUUGUACUCGCUGUGCAAGAAGAUAGAGCAAUGUGACUAUCCACCUCUCCCUUCAGAUCACUAUUCAGAAGAACUGCGACAAUUAGUUAAUAUGUGCAUCAACCCGGAUCCGGAGAAGCGACCAGACAUAACCUAUGUCUAUGAUGUAGCGAAACGUAUGCAUGCACACACUGCGAGCAGCUAAACAGACAUCAGAUCCCGAAGAUCAGAAAUGUUCAAGUAUUUUAAAUAAAUCAUCCCACCUCUUUGCAUUACAGAAAUGUAAUUAUUUGCAGCUUACUGUUGUGCUUUGUAAACCCAUUUAUAUACGAACGUCAAUGUUUUAUUUUAUUUUUUACUUUUUACCAACUUGCAGUUUUAACAGAUUUAAAUAUGUAAAGCAUAACUUCAAAAGAUACUGAGAGCCGCUGUUUUCCACAUUAAGUGAGUUCAAUGAUGUUUUCUUUACCGAUGAAUGGGUUCAGUUGGGCCUCAGUUCUAAAACACGGUUGCACUUUUGCACAGGAUACAGAUAUUAGGCUUAUGUAUAAGCAAAAUGUCUGAAUCUCUCACCUUUUUAGUAAUUUAUAGGAAAUAUGAAUCUGCACAGUUAUGUUUAUUUUAAUCUUAGUUCUAAAGGGGGUAUAAUUAUUAUAGAAGGUUACUGUAUUUUAUACCGAAUUAUAGUUUGCAGUUCUCAGCACGUGAGUAGACAGAUGACAUGAUUAGUUCUGUGCUUGCCAAAUGUGAUGCAAAAAUAGUUAGUGGAAAAAAACCAUACACUGAAAUUGUUUUAACGUCCCUUUUCAUUUUGCUAUUCUGUCAUAAUGCACAUAAAACGUCUGUUGGAGGUUUUAUGGGAGAAUUUAAGGUGUUGAUUCUGCAGUUUGAUCAUUUUCAAUAGCCUUGUACAGCACAGCCCUGGGGCAAUGUGAGUGUGCAUAGCUGAGUGUUAAAACCAUGCAGAUGCUGCUUGUAGCGGAUAGCGUUCUUUUGAGGCUAACAUGUAUUAGAAGAUCUGAUUAAAAGAUGCGAUCUUUAAGUUACCAGUUUCUAUUCCUGUAAAUGUCACUGUUUGUAGACUUUUGUAUUUAAAAUAAUUUGACCUUCCAAUACUGUAUUUAAAAAUGCUUUUAAAAUACCAAAAUCUUUUUGGAAAAUAUAUAGCUGUGUACUAAAGCACAAUAUAUUCUUCACAGAUAUCAGAUUUUGUAUAUCGUAUCCUAAGAAGUAGCUUUAUAUUUAGCAAAAGUAAAUUUUAGCAUUUAUGUUUCAAAGAAAGUUGCCACUUAUUUUGGAAAUAAUUAUUGAUGCAAAAUACUUCAUUAUUUAAAAGGAGAUUCACAGUAUUGUGUUAAAACCUCUCUGGUAUGCUUAAUAAUGUUUUCAUUGUUAAGGGAAAAAGGGAGCUCAAAAAUAGAGAUAGGACUCAAAUUUCUUGAAUAUCAAGACUAAACACUUUGAGAAUACACAACUGUCAAAACAGAGUUCUUACCAAUGAGAUUGCUAAGAAGUUGCUACUGACAGUUAAACCUUUUUGUUACGUGGGUUAAAAGAAGUUAGUUUAGAGAAAAUAGCAAUACGUAUAUCCACACAGCACAGUUUCUAGAUGUAGUCAGUUCCCUACACUUUUUGUUCUGUUGUUUUUUUUCUCUGUGCAGCGUUUUAUUACAUGUAAUGCCCAAAGAAUAUCCAAAUGUGGGAAAUCUGGAGUUAGGUCAGCUGUGCUUAGAGUAGGUGGGUUGUUUUUUGUUUUUUGUUUUUUGUUUUUUUUAAAUUAGAAAUACUGUGGAAAUUCUGUAUGCUAAAAUGUAGGAGUUUUUAAACAGUGUGUGCCACGUCUUCAUCUUAGUACAUUGUAUUUCUGUUGUUGUUUUAAUUUCCAGACUUGGUAGGACAAGUCUUUAAUUUUCCUUCUUGCUGCCAUAUUUACUUGAUCCAGUCUUGUAGGACUCCAGUGGAACAAUGUACAGGAAGAAAGUGUUUCAGAAACCUUGGUUUGUGUUUAAAAACCUCUAUAUUUGCAUUUGUGUAUUAUCUGAUAACUGUGUUUUAAACAAAUGAUGGUUAUAUUCUAGUUCAGAUGUCAGAGUGAAAUGGUUUGUAUUGACAAAGGCAGCACAGUACUUGCUUGACUGCUGCGAUUAGUUUUUAAGAUGCGCAAGUGCUCCAGUCGUUCUCUGAAAUGGGCUAGGAUAUUGCAAAGUCACUGACAAAAAACCAAUGCAAUCAGGCUAUCUGCAUCUAAUACCAUGCAUCAAGUAUUAUUACUUUGCCUGGAAGUAACCAAUGAUAGAUUUUUGUUUUUCAUUUUCUGGAAGGAUAUGUGGAGUAAAGAAACGAUGAGUUAAAAGUUAGCAGAUGUUUCAUUGGUGUGGGUGUGGAUUCUUUGUAUUGCUGAUUAAAUUUUGUGCUGAGUAAAAGAAGUAGUUGUUUCUGUUUUUAAAACUGUAGAAUAAAUGGUACAAAUGACUCGGGUACCGAGGUUUGUAUUUGAGAAGUCUGUAUGGGUUAACAGAAUUGCUGGUGUAACCGAGGUUCUAGAAUCCAUCCCAUAAGCACCUGGUAAUGUAUGAAAACAAUCUUGUAAUAAUUCCAUGUGUACUGUACAUUUUAUAAAACGUUUCCUGUUAUAGAAACGUCAUUCUAUUUUUUAUCCUUUGUUGUUGGUGAGGUUUGGCACUAUUUAUUUAAAACUAUGCCAUUACAUGUUUGUUUUCUUUAAAAUGAACCUGUUAUAUUUCUAAGGAGAAUGGUCUGACUUGCACCCCUUUUAUUUCAGUACUACUACAGUAUUAAUGUGUUUCAUGACUGAACUUUGUGCUUUGAAUGACAUUGCAUUAAAAUCUCAUCUACUAUCUUGAAAGCUCCCCUGCUGUGCAGUAGCCUAAUAAAAAUAAAGCAUAGAGAUAUCAAUUAUAGUGUAAAAAUAACAGUGCUUCUGUGAUAUUUUUCCCACUUUUCUUAUUACAGAUAUGCUACAGUAGUUGCUGCUGGUCUUGCAGUUUACUGUUUCCAGUAUUUAAUUAUAGGUGAGUGUUCUAGAAUUGUAAUGGUAGAAGGUACAUCCAAAAACUUUGUCAUACCAUUUGUCAAAAAUUGUAUCUAGAAACACUGCAGAAGAUAUUUUCAUAAUGAAUUAUAAACUGUGCUUUUAUCUAAAAUUACUCUGAAACAAUAUGGAAAUACCUAGAAGGGCUAAGAAUAAGGAAGAGCUCCUAUUUGUGACCCCAGCUUUUUUGAGCUCCUGUCAGCUCCUGUUUAGAGAGCAUUAUUUUUUUUUAUGGAAUUUCAGUAAUUCUUGGUGAAUUUGUUUGCUCACAAUGAAUAAGUGGGAAUCAGUAAGGUAUCUAUAAAUCAUGUGCUGUGCUUUUUUUUUUGUUGUAUGUCUUUGUUUUGGUAGGACAGACAACGUAUUUUUCCCAGUUCUCUUCAACUUCAGUGAUCCAGUUACUCGUUGUAUGAGCAGGCAAUAGAAGUAUGUGUUCUUCUUGUAAUGAGCUGAGACUUUAAAAACAUGCCAAUAUACAGGAAGAUGAAAUGCAGCAUUAGAUGUGUCUGAGCAGGCUAGUGUUUUAUUCAUGCACACGAUUAAGACAGCCAUAAAGAGUGAAAUUGUUGACAGAGUCUUGGAAAUGGAAAGGGACUUCUGUUGCCAGUGGUUCUCAGCUAUCUCUGAAUGGGACCCAAAAGUGCAGUGAUGUUUGCUUUCAACAAACCAUCCGCUCGGUCUCUGUCUUGGCAGUUAGCCAGCGAGAACAGAAUCUUAAUGGCUGAAUUUGAAUGCCGAUGGCAAUUGCUGUGUCAGGUAUUUGUGCUUUUAGAAACCAGAGGUUUAUGUGAGAGGAAGACAACAAGGGCCUUCAGCUCGUGUUUUGUGGAGGGAUAAUUCAGUCUGGAAGUACAGGUGCUGAAUAGCAGAGUUGAAAUAGCUUUCCCCCCCCCAUCAUUUUAAUACCAUUUUGGCAAUCUGAUGUUUUUCCAUUCCUGCCACGUCCCCGUAUCAGCUAAUAGCCAGUGACAGUGCUGAUCUUCUGGGUUCUGAUCUUUGGUUUGGUCUGGAUGAAUAACUAAAUUUUCCUGCUGAGAUCACUGAAGGGGGGAAAUGCAGGUGCUGGUCAUACCCAGUGAUGUGUUACUUAAUUGCCAAAUGUGAUUCAAAUAGAGAUUUUAAAGGAUUUUUUCCAGUCUUCACUCCUUUCCCUAAGUCUUGUUCCUGAGGUUUUUGUUCUUGAUUUUCGUAUUCAUUCAUUGCCUCUGCUUCAUCUUCUCUGUUGUCUCUUCUUCUCUCUUUCAAACUUGAAGUUCUUUUUUUCCAAAUGGCCAAUAGUUUCAUUUUUUCUUCGUGACUUUGCUAAAAUCCACCCACUCUUGCCUUUUCAAAUUUUAUCUGUAACCAUAGGCAAGCUCAAUGUUGGUUUUUUUUGUUUUGAUCACUACUUAGCUCCAUUGUUCUUCAUUCAGUUUUUCUAGCUGCCACUUUGAUUUCUUGUUUUAGACAGAUGUUUUCACAGCCUUCAUCAUUCCCAUGACCUCAUCUUUACUAAAUACUGUGUGCUUUAUUAUCUCUCAUUUUUAAAUUCCUUUUCUCUGAUCACUACCUGCUCUCUUUCAGCAUAUCUGUCUUUAUCUCUCCUUUACCCUGUCACUCACUCCUUUUGGGAUCUCCAGUCUAUUAACCUUUCUGACUCUUACUUUUCUCAGCUGCUUCCUUCCUUUAGUGGCCUUACCUCUUUUGACUCACUGGUCUUUAUUUUCAUCUCUGUCUGCUUCUCUGUAUGUGGUUUCUUUGGUUGCUUCUCGCAAUGCCCUGUCUCUAAUACCUUCCCUAGACAUCUUUUCAUGUUAUUUCUUAAUUUCUAUUCUUGUCUUUCUGAAUAUUGCUGAAGAGUGUCGGCACAACAAAGCUUUGGACUGUGCUCUGCCUUACCUGUUCUAAUUCUCCUUCCAAAUGGACUUUUUAACCACUUGGGUCGUGUCUUUUUUUUCUUGGUGAGUUUGAUUCCAGGUUUGCUUUUCAUUUUAGGUUUUAUGUGUUUGUUUUUCUUCUUCCCCAAGUUGUUCUGCUUUCUUACAAUCUGUUUCUGAACCAGGCCUCUGCCUCUCACCUGUGAGAGUUUGUCCCUUUAAUUUCUUCAGCUUUUUUCAUUUACUCUUUUCUUUCAUGACUUGAUUUGGCUUUCAUGAAUGACUCCUUCACUAGCAACCAAAUUUCUUCUACUCUCAUCUUGAAGUGUGUGGCUCCCCUCAUCUUAACUACUUCUCUGUUUAAUACUUUUUUCCUUUAUUCCGCAUGUAGCAUCCCCUUAUUUUAUGUACCUGAAUGUCCUCUCUCUGUUUUUGUUUUCAUGUCUUUUGUUUUGCCCUGUGAUUCAAGUGUCCCAAAGAUCCAGUGCCCCCUUCCCCAGUUAGGUUCUCUCACAAUUUAAUCCCUGGAUGAUUUCUUGACUCUUUGGCCAGUUUUUCACCUGUUGAUUCAAAGAUCUAAUUUUUAUUCCAAUCUCCCUCUAGACAUUUUCCAACGUCCCUGAUGAUUUUAUUUGCAUUUCUAUCUUCUCAGACCACAGUCUUUCUCUCUCUGAUAUGUCUGCUGGUCAUAUGUCUCUCAAGUCAGCAGUACCAGAUUCCACCUCUCUUCACUGUCCUUUUAUCUUUACCAUUGUAACUUCUGUGUCAUUUUGGACUUCUGUUCCUCCCUUCGAAGUAUCAAAAUUGACAAGAGUAAACAGUGGUCCUUGGCCUUUAGCUGUUUCAUGUGCUGAAGAAGGAAUCCGUGUCAUUACCAAUUGUUUUGUGUUUUUAAGGCAGUUCAGUUUUGCAAAUUUGAUCCUGUUUUACAACUUCAGAGCUGGAACCUCAAAGGUUCUUAAGUUUGGGCCAUGAUUUUGUUUUCUACCACUUCAGUUGCAGGUUUUGUCUUUCAUGUCUGAACCUUAUGUAAUUCUAUCUUGUUCUAUUUCUGCAUGUACAGCUAACAGUUAUUCUCUUGUGUUACAGCAGCCUGGUUGCAGUGCAUUUACCUUUGUUUUUAAAGUAAGAAUGUACUUCACAGCUUCACUGGCUGGGUGCAGUGUAUGAGUGUAUGGUGUGGUGCUCCUCUUCGACGCUGUCCCUCUCUUACAGUGGUUUCUCUUAGUUGCUGUUCUGUGUUGUGGAUGUUGGUGGUAUGGCUGAAACUUCCCAGCGGUUUUCUGUGAUAUUUUGUUGCUGUGUGACAGCAGUGGGGCAAAAUGGCAUCUGACAUGAAAGUGCGUAUGAAUCAAAGGUGUGUCACUGGAUUCGUCUAUGUGGAAAAUAUGGCCCCUCUAUCAGAUAGUAUCAUCGUGCUCUUCGUAUCUGUUAUUUCCAUGGAAGUAAAUAGGAGGCAUUACUUUUGAAGCAACCUGUGUAGUAACUACUUAUUUGCACCAUAGUAAUUCUUUACUUAGAGAGGAUCAGUUUGUGGUUGGCAAAAAGCAGGUUCUUUUAUAGUGUGUGUUGAGUUCUUGUUUCUUUUUUGUUGCCAGUUUGUGUAAUGUCAUACUAGUGUUGAAUUUGUUCUUUUACAACUGCUUUAGUAAUGUGUGGAGGCCUUACCAUUUUUGUGUGGUAGAAAUCUUUUGAUGUGUGGAAAUAAAAAGAACAUAAGAAAUUAGGUACAUUGAGUCCUUCCUUAUAGUUUCACUGUUGUGGUACGAGGGAGAGGUCCCUGGUCCAGCCUCCUGCUAAGAGCAGGAUCAGUGCUGAGUUUGGAACAGGGCUCUGGGCUUCAGCCAUUAAGGUCUUUAAAACCUCCCAACCACUUGGGAGGUGGGUUGUAAAUGUCCAGAGAUGGAGAUUGUGUAGCUUCUCUGAGCCACGUGCCAAAAGCUUAUCUAGCCUCACCAUAAGCGUCGUUUUCCUGAGUUUGUCACACUUCUCAGUUUCAGAUCUUGGCUGUUUGUUCUCAUACUAUUCUUCAGAUGUUAUUUGUACUAUAAAACAGGUAAGUCAAAUACUGAAACAAAUUGCUUCAUUUCAUUCAGUGGUAUUUCAUUUUCUCGGAUGGCUAACAAAUGUGUGUGUAGUAAAUAUGUAUCCUGUAUGACAUGUACUCUGUAUUCAUUUUACUGGAGUGUAAAUAAAAAUUUGAGGCAGUAAAAAUUUGAAUGUUCUGUGACAUUUACUACUUAGAUGCCAUCAGUACUUAAUUUCUAAACCUGCUAGAUGUUUCCCAACAGAGUAUUGUUCUGCCCAUCUUGGUGAAGCAGGGGAUUCAAGAUCCUGGAUGUAACUUGGUGUUUCUGUCUUCUGGAGCAUCCCUCAGGAGAGGUAACUGACCACUGGUAGAAAGAAAGAAGUCAAUGUGCAUCUGAAUAAUUACUGAUUAUGGGGACUCUACUUCUCUGUCCUUAGGUGCUGGUUGGAAACUUGCCUGAAGAGAUGGAUCAAAUCUGAGAUUUGGGGCUGGAGUGACUUUGGGGUGGGUGAAGGGUGGUUUUCAGGGGAGUUUUGGCAUAUUUUCCCAGGUGUUCAAUGGGACAGCAACGCUUGAAACUUCUGACAACAAAUUUCUUGGAAGCAAAUGAAAAGUAUGACAUACGCUUAUAAAUUUGACAGGAAAAAUCACUCUUAAUGAGAUAAUUUCCUUAAAACAAUAAUUCCUUCUUGAUCUUAGGAGAUAAUCUUUUAAAAAAGAUAGAUUUAUGGGGUGGAGGUAGUGUCUGUGUGUCACGUUUGUACUGGAGCUUUUACUUAACAAGGUAUGGACUUGUUGACUUGAUAGUGGAGCGUCACAGCUGUCUGGCAGCUGGGGUCCUUUUCUUACCUCAUUCCACAGCCGUGCAGCAGAGCUGGAUGGACAGGAGGUGUUAUCCCAGCAUCCCCUGUGCAGCAUUUGCUUCCAGGCAGGUACUGGUCUGAGGUGAAGCUGUAUGUGCCCCUCUGCUUGCCUGCAUGAGCCGUGUAGGUCAGAACCUCUGGUUGUGAGAUAGAAGAGAUUUAGAGGGACCUUGUCAGCAUGCAUUUCUAUGUAUGUCAAGUUGGCUGCGGUGGAACUUCAGCUGAUGUUCAGUUAUUUGUGGUGACUUGAUGUGGUUCAAAAGCUUAAAAAAUAAAGGAAUUGCAAAUGUUUCAGACUCAUGAAAGAGUAUCUUUUAAGGGUAUAUAAUUACACAUUAUUCAUUAUGUGUUCAUAGCAAUAAUACUUCUUUGUUUGCUUAUUCUAACACAGUUAAAUUAGAGCAUAAUUUUUCUAUACUGUGAUCUAUCAGAAGGAUUAAAAUAGUUCCUUCUGUGCUUUCUCUCAUUGGAGAGGAGGAAACUGAAUUCCAAGUCUAUUGUGGAAGUCAGGAAGACCCUGCUGUUGCAGCUGUAAGGGUUCCACUUGUAGAUGGUGGGAGUUUCUUCCAGGGCAGAAGCUCUGCUAGACAGGUACAAGACAGCUUUCUGAUGAUCAGUUUUAAUGGGCUUUCAGGGAGAAAGGGCUCUUAAAGCAUUCACGUUCAGAAAGCAGUGAGCUUUCUAGUGUUAUGUGCUGUGCCAUAGCAGUAGACUUUGGAAAUACGAAAGUCUCCAGCUACAGCCCAGUCUUAACACAGUUAAGAGUUCAAGGGAUGGCUGCUUGUCCUUUAUUUGGAGCAGGUUUUCAAGAGAGAGGCUAAAAUGUAGAAUGACUGAGAAACCUUUCCUCAGGUGGGGGUUUUUGUAGGUAGUUUGCAUAGGCAGUUGAUUAAAUAGCAAUUUGGUAAUUUGAUUAACUAUGAACGGUUGUUUGUUUUCUAUAGUCCAGGUGUUUGUUUUCUAUGUUCAAGUGUUCCAAUUCAGGGCUAGUUUGAUUUUAGGAUGACUUAAACAGCUCAAUCAUGGUAUAAUUGUAGACAUAGGACAUACCUACAAAAUCUGUCCCGUUUUUGUACUUUCCUGUGUUGUUUUUUUUGUUGCUGUUUGUUUUUGAGAAUUUUUUUGCUUGCUUACAGAAGUAGAAAAGAUGGAGAAAGAACACUCUCUCAUGUAUUGCCAAUUACUUUAUCAUCUUCACUGGAACUGUACUUACAACUGUGCUGUGUCCCACUUUUGAAUACCAUCUCUCAUCUGAUGAGUGUGGAAAUAGUCUUUAAAUAUAGAGGAAAGCAAGAUAAGUUUUUGGAAACAAGCACUGGAGAUUUAAAAAAAAAUUUACAUCAAGUAAAGCAAUAAUUAGUUGCUUUUGUUGCUUGUCUUUUUAGUUCUACAUAGAUAAAUGGAUGAAUUAAAUAGGAGCUUGAAUAUAUGAUGUUUCCCUGUUAGUUUACCAAAAACUUCUUCAUUUAAAAAUAUGCUUAAAACCCCCUAAUGUAAAAUGAUAAUUUUAUAUACAUUUGUGUAUAUGUAGUAGCAAGGCUUGCAAAGUGCUGCAUGCUCCUUUAUAGGAGGGCUUUGUAAGUUAUAGUAGUGACCCAGAUGUACUUGCUGUUCCUGAUGGCUGCAUUGUGCUGCUGUGAAUGUGUUCAUGUUCUCAUGGUUAAAAUCUAAGGACUGAUCUUUACGUACAUGAAAUGUAAGGCUUACACCUUAAAAUAAAUAAAUAAGUAAAUAAAAUCCUUAUACUGCAAAAAUAAGGCAAUUAUUUGGUCUUUCCAGAAUGCUGUUUCCUGUGUGUGGGUAUCAGUGGUAAGCAUGGCUGUUAGCACGGCUGGUGCUUGUUUGAGCAUCAUUAAAUGGAAGCCUGCUGACACUGCCCAUUGAUCAACCAGCCUGCACAGGGCCUCUGGGCCACAGCAUUUCCUCCUCCAUUGCUUCCUUCUCUCUGAGGAUAACCACUUGGAAGAAAUGACCCAUUUGCCUGGAGUUUUCAGAAGCAGUGGGCAGUUCAAUGCAAGUUGUCAGUUCGUGCUAUGAGGGCAAAGGGUCAUGCAGGUGACCCAUCUCUGUCAUUGGCUUUCUGUUGCUGCAGCGUUUGGAUGUCCCUCACAGCAAGGCAUCCCAGACAAGCCUUGUGAAACUCCAGCAGUGUGCAUUGUUUGGAAAGCAGUCAUGUCACAAAGGGUUGGUUUGAGCCAUAAUGUUUUUCUAAAUGUUUUUUUUUGUUUUUAAUAAUGAAAUGCUUAGGAUUCUAAGCAAUGUAUUUGUGGGAUUAUAUUUUUAAUGAAAAUUCUUUGUAUCUCUCUGGGUCUGCACUGGUUGGUGAUGAUAGUUCUAGAUGGACAGGAACAGGUGACGUUCAGUUAAUAUCCACAAAAUGAAACAAGUUCUUUUGAAAUUCUUCCCAUUUUAUUGUUGUUGUCAGUCUUGGCUUGUAUGUUCUCCUUAAUAGCAUUGAUGAAUCUAAAAACUUAUGUAAGCUUUUAUAAAGACAGUUUAGAUAUUCUAGUACUGUGUGAUAUGGGAACUUCGUGUGUAUUUGGCAUUAAUGAUUUAUAUUUCUUUUCUGUGAGAAUUUUGAAUUGGAUGUGAUCAGAAUUGAUUAAUAGAAUGGGGAUCAAAUGCCAUAAUCCUGAUCAGAAUCUCACUGUACCAAAAUGGCACAUCUAUAUGAGAACAUUGUAUGGUGUAUAGUCCAUCAUCUAAUAGAAGAGCCUUUGUGGUGUGCUGAACUGUGGCAGUGGUUUGCCUGCAGUAGAGCACCUUCCAGGUGCAUAGCUUCUGCCUGCUUUGUGGGCUUUUCUUGGACUUAUCCCUGUCUUGGUUCUUGCUGACUGGUCAGUUCUGACUAUCUAUGGAACUCUGAAAAGAAUGGUAUGUUAUAACUGAAUUUUAUUAUACAGUACUGGAGCUGAAAUUUCUGUUUUUAAGAUGCCAUCUUAAAACAUUUCUUCCUUUUAAGCUGUAAGUUCUGCCAUUCUCAUAGACUCAAAAUACGGUCAGUGUUAUUUCUUAAAGUAACUUCUUAGUUUUAUCUAAUAAGAAACUAAAGUACAAAUUCUUUGUUUGACUGCAUUAAGUGCCUCAGAGUUGAAAUUAAAUGGAAUCGAUUGUUUUCUUCAGACCUCUCAAUAUUUGUCUUCAUAUUCAUUCUUUAAGGUCCUAACAAAGUUGAAAUGCGAUAUUUCAUUCCUGACAUUUAAUCCAUGAAAAUGUCCUUGGAGAGGCAUGAUUCCCUUAAUAUAAUGUUUGUGUACCUUGCGAUGAGUGUACACUGCUGUAGAGUAGUAUCGGAAUUGUUUUUGCUCUGCUGAAGGAUGUGAGUUGGAAGUAUACGUGCCUCUUUGCAGACCAUUUUAUGUAAUUGCCAUGUAAUAAAAAUGUUCUAGUCUUGGGGCUAUUUUCUGUUGA
Lagopus muta (rock ptarmigan) is the source of this 12197-nucleotide messenger RNA. It is a transcript of the gene NEK7, whose product is annotated as NIMA related kinase 7. Bases 229 to 1191 code for a protein of 320 amino acids. Gene Ontology annotation, biological process: protein phosphorylation. Gene Ontology annotation, molecular function: ATP binding; protein kinase activity. The transcript has 11 exons. NCBI's taxonomy places the organism in Eukaryota, Metazoa, Chordata, Aves, Galliformes, Phasianidae. The record is from RefSeq and is a predicted model, not a curated record.